AUGGCAAGCAAUCAAUCAACACGUUCAACUGCCUUUCCCGGGCUCGGGCGCAUAGACGUUCAUCAUCAUUGUUUUCCAGCCACAGUGUCCGAGGUCGCACCCGAAUUUGCCACAGAGGGCAGUAAUCUCUUCGGCGUGGGCUUCACAGGCAAAUUUCCAGAGGAUGCUCAAGCGCACUUGAAAUACAUGGAUGAAGUUGGUAUUCAGACUGCGGUGGUUGUAGGUCAGAUUGAUUUCUGGUGUCCAACCCUUCGCUUACUUGUGGGAACCCAGACUCCGUCCAUUAAGAAUGAAUGGCAUCAGGACUUCUCCAAGGAAAGGCUUGUUGAUCUUUGUGAGAGGUCGCUGAGAGCUCAGCUCGACUAUGUCGCCUCGAAUCCAUUGAGAUUUGGUUGCUUCGCUCUCUUGCCUCUACCACAUAUCCCGGAAACCAUCGAUUUCAUCAGGAAGGCGUCUCAGCAAUCGACUCAGCCCGAUGGUUGGGGCAUUAGCACUCAGAUUGGGCAUCACUAUCUCGGAAAUCCUCGAUUUGAUCCCGUCUGGGAAGAACUGAACAAGACGAGUUCGGUCGUUUUCGUGCAUCCCGCAGACUCGGAUCGACCACCGACACUCUCAUUCGGCCCUUUCGUGCAAGAAUUCGCGUUCGACACCUGUCGCGCCAUCACCGAUGUGAUCCACGCUGGGAUCUUUGUCCGUUAUCCCAAGAUCCGAUUCAUCUUUUCGCACAAUGGCGGUGCUUUUCCCUUUCUCGCCGAUCGAAUUGGCGCCCAGCACAUCGACGAGGUGAUCGCCAAGAACAAUGGGGGACUUCGACUGCGAGAUCUUGUGUCACAAAGCAAUCUUUACCUGGACUCGGCCAUCAGCAGUGCUAUGCAGUAUCCGGUGCUCAAAGAGCUGGGGAUCCCCACAGAACAUCUGCUAUAUGCCACUGAUUUUCCUUACACUGUGCGGCUGGACACCACUUCCUCAUACAAAGCGGGCUAUGAUUCGCCCAAGAACUCGGGAUUGUUUGACGAACAGGCAUUAGAGGACAUUGUGCGGAAUAAUGCGUUGAAAUUGUUUCCCCGUCUGGCAGCAGAAUACGAAAAAUUGCCGCUCCGUUCCUAA
Molecule: messenger RNA, 1107 nt
Organism: Exophiala bonariae
Lineage: Eukaryota; Fungi; Ascomycota; Eurotiomycetes; Chaetothyriales; Herpotrichiellaceae
Exons: 3
Coding region: 1-1107 (368 amino acids)
Biological process (GO): secondary metabolic process
Cellular component (GO): cytoplasm
Molecular function (GO): hydrolase activity; carboxy-lyase activity
Source: RefSeq, a predicted model, not a curated record